CAUCAUCGCUAUUGUCUCGAUCCCGCAGAGCUCUAAACCUUUCAGUUCUACACCACCGGCUUUGAUCUGCCGCCAGCAACGUAGUGUCUCAGAGACUUUGCUCCUUGUUCGGCAUGAGUGCACCAUCACUCUCGCAAGAGCAGCUUGCUGCAGUCAUUUCAUCGGCUGAUACUCCGUCAAAGCUCUAUGGAACACUAUCUCCAUAUGAGGAAGAAGCAUAUCUUCUCUCCUUCCAGGAUGACAGGCAAGCAGAGCUUCUGAGCCAAUACUAUGCGGCAUAUUUCUUGUCUCAUCUUCUGACAGAUCAAAUUUACGAAGCCCGCGCUUUGACUAAGCGAAUGCCGCAAGACCUGUUGCAGACAGACAGCUCCCUACAGAAUUGCCUGGCCUUGCUGCGAGCAAAUUGGCAGCACAAGCAUGAGCUGGUCUAUAAGACACUGAGGGAGUUGCGGUGGUCGGAAAUCCUGAAGCCGAUUGUACAAAGCUAUGACACAUACUUCCAGGAAAAGACGUUAAGAGAGCUGAGCAGAACUUAUGAGGCGAUCAGACCUGCAACAGCUGCAAGCUACCUCGGCCUCGACCCCGAAUCCACAGCGCGAGGAGAUCCGGCCACCAUAGGGAAGCUCACGGCCCAUGGAUGGACUCGAGACGAGCAAACCGGACUAUUACACCCCAAAGCUAUUGUCGAUGACUCCGAGAAAGAUGCUCGGUCGUACAAUGAACUGAGUGAGAUAAUGGCUUUGAUCGGCAGUCGCCAGGGUUGAACGAUGCAAGUCAUCCAGGGAGCGAUUCCUUACGAACGAAAACCAUAAAGAUAAUACCUCUAAUGAGAACCAACGGAUGAAAUGAGAUAGACAAACAUGCGGAACAAUGGUCUUCUAGCAACCGUUCUAUGAAGUACACUUAACGGCCCUUGAACGGCCCCAGAGCGGCACCACGCGCAAGGGCAUGAAGCUAUGCAGGGGUACACACACAGUACGGAAGGAUCAGCAAUGAAACCGAAGCAUACAACUGAAUCUCUUGCUCUUCUGGCCCAACUGUAGUGUACACAUGCACGACAGCCCAGGGUAUGUACAGAUGCGGGGAUGAUGUCUAUAGUGGAAAAAAGAAAAUCAUUCCUUUCGCUCGCAAUGACACGACUCUGGGAAAUUAGACCAACAAACAAUAAUACAU
Aspergillus homomorphus CBS 101889 is the source of this 1173-nucleotide messenger RNA. Its product is annotated as CSN8/PSMD8/EIF3K family protein. The coding region runs from base 114 to 764 and encodes 216 amino acids. The record is from RefSeq and is a predicted model, not a curated record. Lineage: Eukaryota; Fungi; Ascomycota; Eurotiomycetes; Eurotiales; Aspergillaceae. The transcript has 3 exons. Gene Ontology annotation, cellular component: COP9 signalosome. Gene Ontology annotation, biological process: protein deneddylation; COP9 signalosome assembly.